Coffea eugenioides is the source of this 828-nucleotide messenger RNA. RefSeq lists its product as uncharacterized. Gene Ontology annotation, molecular function: protein binding. The coding region runs from base 1 to 828 and encodes 275 amino acids. The record is from RefSeq and is a predicted model, not a curated record. Lineage: Eukaryota; Viridiplantae; Streptophyta; Magnoliopsida; Gentianales; Rubiaceae. The transcript is spliced from 4 exons.
AUGGUGGCCUGGUCGCUGGAACUGCGUGGGAGGGGUAGAGAUCUGGUGGCGGAAGCGCGCGGAGAGAGAGAGAGAGAUGGCGGCGGACAGGUGGGAGCUGAUGGGAUUAGUAGAGGUGCAAUUGGAAUUGUUCCCGAGGAUCUCACUGAGGAGAACUAUGAGGCAUGGAAAGGAUGCUUGAAACAUUAUUUGGUCGGGCAUGGCCUUUGGGGUGUUGUUUCUGGUAAGGAGCAGGAUCCUAUAAAAGAUGAGAGUCAAGAUUACGGAGAAGAUAAGAAACAGGAACACGAGGAAUGGCAGAUGAAGAAUGCAUUGGCCUUACAUGCCAUCCAACUUUCAUGCGGACCACGCACAUAUGUUAAAUUAAAAGCUCACAAUUUUGCCCAAGUUGCAUGGAAGCAGUUGGAUGAAAAACUAAAGCCCGACAAUCUUGAAGUUGAUAAUGAAGGACCGAAAGAGCACCUUCAUUAUGAGCAAUUGUACAAAGCAAUCGCGAUAGGUUAUUUUCGUCACACAAAACAUCUACUUGAUCAAGAUCCACUCGCUGUUAGGGCAAUAGUUUCAUCACAUAAAGAAACUGCACUUCACAUUGCUAUUCAGCAUGGACGCAUGAAGAUUGCAAAGGAGUUAUUGCAGAGAAUGGCACCAGAAGACUUGGAAGUUGUUAAUGAAUAUGGAUCCACAGCUCUUACUCUUGCUGCAAUCAGUGGUGUAACAAAGCUGGCAAGGACUAUUGUGGAAAAAAAUAAUAGGCUGCUUGUUAUGAAAAAUGACCUUGACAAUGGGCAGCUUCCUCGUAACACCAAAGGAGCAUCUAAGUCCAGAUAG